GGUGCCCCCCUCGGGGCUGUGCCGCAGUGUCUCCCUCUCAUUGGCAUUCCUCUCUCGCCCCCCGUCCCCUCCUCCUCCUCCUCCUCCUCCUCCUCCUCCUCCUCCGGCGGCGGUCCGGGAGGGGAGGGGGCUGGAGGGGAGGGCCCAGCCUGGGAGCAUCUCCACAGUCCCGGAUGCCGCAUGACUUCAUCCUUCCGCCGGGUCCCCUCCUGCCGUAGGGGUCCCCCAGCUCCUGGGCCUCGCACCCCCUCUUCCCCCUCCUCCCUCCCCUUCCUCCUCCCCUUCCUCCUCCUCCUCCUCCUCCUCUUCCUCCUCCUCCGGGGAGCCCCCCGGCCCUUCACCAUGUCCGAGAUCCUGCCCUACGGCGAGGACAAGAUGGGCCGCUUCGGGCCCGACCCCGAAGGGCCCGACCUCUCCUUCGGUUGCCGCCUGCAGGACCCCAACGCCUUCUUCGCGGCCAACCAGGCCAAGAGGCCGCCCAAGCUGGGCCAGAUCGGACGGGCCAAGAGAGUGGUGAUCGAGGAUGACCGGAUAGACGACGUCCUGAAGGGGAUGGGGGAGAAGCCGCCGCCUGGAGUGUAGGGGACGCCCCCCCCCCGAGCCCCGGCCCGGACCGCUGGACGGCGUCGAGGCCGCCGGCGUCCCCUUCGUCGGUUUCCCGCCUUCCUGGUGUCCGGCCUGGAGCUGUCCGCUUCAGCACCGUGGAGGCUGGGGGACCCCCCCCCCUUUCACCCCCUCUCCCCCCUCUCCCCUCUCCCAAAGCCCCCCACCCAAAAAGCCCCCCGACUCACGCACUUUAGGCCGCGGCCUCGCACACGGACACGGGAAGGCCAGGGCCUAGGCCUCCCCGGGAGCCCCAGACUGCCCCCCGGGUCCCCCCCCCCGG
This is a messenger RNA of Tachyglossus aculeatus (Australian echidna), 886 nucleotides long. It is a transcript of the gene CAMK2N2, whose product is annotated as calcium/calmodulin dependent protein kinase II inhibitor 2. The record is from RefSeq and is a predicted model, not a curated record. Gene Ontology annotation, biological process: negative regulation of protein kinase activity. The coding region runs from base 181 to 582 and encodes 133 amino acids. Lineage: Eukaryota; Metazoa; Chordata; Mammalia; Monotremata; Tachyglossidae. Gene Ontology annotation, molecular function: calcium-dependent protein kinase inhibitor activity; protein kinase binding. The transcript is spliced from 2 exons.